AUGAAAAUGAGUAAUUACGAAAACAUGAACAUGCUCGUCAAAAGCGAAGGGCCUGUGCGGAACGGCCUCUUGUCGCUGCCCAUAGAGGUGGUGGAGAUGAUCGUGCAGCAGCUGACCGCGAGCCCCAAAACCACAGUGGUCGACUACUAUCACCUGCUCCAGGCGCUGGGCGAGACCAACGGCCCCGUCGCCGCGCUCCUGCGGAGCAAAAUCGCGGUGCGUGACCUGACACGUGGCCGGUGCGAUCUCGCGAAAGUGCUGGGCGGCUCGAAAGGGUCCAUAAAGGGAGAUGACACAAUCCCGUCGCAAACGAGCUUCUACGUGGUCGCGAUCGACGAAGACGCCCUGGAGCUGGCGCCAGGCGCCACGGCCCUGCCAGCGCCCUACGGCGACAUCCAGCUGUCGCUGGUGUUCCAUUCUGACAGGCAGGUUCCUUUGACGGAGAUCCACGAGAAAUUCCGCAGGCGUUUUCCGCAGGAUUGCUACAGGGUGCAGCAUCUUAUAGUGACAAGCAGCAGGUGUCAGACGUUGGAGUUCCGGGCGAACGACGGGAACCUGCUCGACACGCGUUUGUACAGCGAGAGAGAUCCCAUGUUUGCGCAGGUGACUUACCUAAAUGCAUCAAGGAUAGUUAUUGCUGCGACGGCUUUGACGGAGUUCAUCUCCGGGGUCGCCAGAGGCACGAAAACGAGCAUGCCCGAGCUAUGCUAUGGCUGCAAUUCACACCUGGCCAAUACUCUGAAGAUCCACAGCAUGCUCGAGCCGCCCCUGCCCAUGGUUACACGCGUGCCUGUAAAUUUCCCGUUGGUGGAGUCGGUCGCCUUUUCCGGAAGCGACGGGAGCCCCGGCAGCCUCAACGUCAUCGAUCUCUACGCGUUUUGCCGAAUCCGCGAGCAGGACGCGAAGCUCACUCUCAACUCGCUCUUGAGCGUUUACUCUCUCCGCCACUGGAACCUGCCCUCCGUCAAGCGCUUCACCGGCCACAGGCUCAAGCUCAGCGACGGGAGCAGCGACGUCCACCAACGCUCGCGGUCCGCGCGCGAAACCAUAACCCGCAUCCGCACGAUAGCGCAGCAAGAAAGCCCCGACGGGCUUCUCCACGUCAACGCCCAGCUCGUGCCUGACGGCGUUGUCCACACAACGAUCGAGAACUGGAUUCCCAUGGAAGCCAAAUUCGGCGGGAGGGCCGGCCGGGACUGCUCUCCCCUCAUCUGCUUCCGCAACUCCUCGUUGAAAUCCCUGAGGCUAGGCCUGGCCAUGAAGCCCGAAGGCACGCUCGUCGUCGAGGGUUUGUACCUGCCGAGCCUGGAGAAACUGGAUGUCACAUCGUACUCCGACGACACGCCCAGAAAUGAGGUCAGACUGCCGUCCUAUAGCAUAACGUUCUCUGCAUGGAACGACCUGGACAAGUGUCGCGGCCUCGGCUUCUCGUCGGCGGAAUUCAACGGCCACAGCAUUGUUCAGAACUUGAAUUUGAAGCAGGUAUUCCCCCGCCUGGACGUGGCCAAUACGUUCCGGCAAAAAUUCAGCAGCAGCUCCGUCCUCGCAGUCUAG
This is a messenger RNA of Lachancea thermotolerans CBS 6340, 1554 nucleotides long. It is a transcript of the gene BOP2, whose product is annotated as Bop2p. The transcript has a single exon. The record is from RefSeq and is a predicted model, not a curated record. Lineage: Eukaryota; Fungi; Ascomycota; Saccharomycetes; Saccharomycetales; Saccharomycetaceae. Bases 1 to 1554 code for a protein of 517 amino acids.